AUCGCUGACGAACAAGCUAGCCAGCCAGCUAUCUCUCUGCCUGGGAGCGAGAAGAAGAGACAGAUUGUGUGAAAAAGGAAAAAGAAAAGGAGAAACGCUAAAUAAGAAAGAAAGGAUAUAAAAAAAAAGCGGAACGAGGGAGAAGUAGAGUGGAUUGUGUGGUGUGAUUUCGUGGUGGUAUUACCGUUUUUCGCGUUUUCUUUUUGUGUUCCUUUCGCCAUGACGUUGAUCUGAAAUUGUAUUUAAAAAUAAUAAUCCCGAUGUUGGUCGUAGGACUGUACAAAUGUAGUUUUCAUGCUUUUAACAAGGAGAAAAUCCGGGGAAGCAAUUCGUGGAUACCGAAGAAAGCUUCAAACGUGUUUGAAGCUUUCGAGGUCGUAUUCAUGGAACUAUGAACCUGGACUCGUUGUCUUUUACUUUGUCACAAAUCAGUUAUUUGGUUGCAAAUUUGAACAAGAAAAAUUUUCGAGAAAGCGCUCAGGAGAUAUCAGUUUUGGUGCAGUGGAAGGGUCUGGAGGCGGACAGACACUUGCUGCGCUGUUUGUUCUCGCAUGUCAACUUUUCAACGGGAGAGCAGCCAGAGCCCAACGCAAAAGACUAUUAUCAAGCUCAGUUGCUCACCCAAGAGUGCACUAAUCUUCUCAGCAAACCAUCCUUCAUAUCAAACCUCUGUUACGCCAUUGAUCGCCCCUUACAUCAGCAAAAAAGCUUAAAUCCGUCACCAAAAUUUUUUCUGAAUCUUCGCAAGGUUCUGAAAUUGACGUCUGUACAAGAAGUUGCCUUCGCGAUAGCAUUGUUGCAUUCUGAAAAUCCAGAUAUCCAGACUUUAGCAUUGGAACACGUUAAAAAACAGCUGCCUGAAUUGAUAAAAAAUUACAUAAACUCGGAAAUAAGCAAUAAACACCACGAAGGAGGUCUGCACGAUUCGUCACCUGAGGUCUUACAUCUCAUACUGUCGCAGGCAUUUCAGGAACCCAACCAGUUUGGCCUGCCUAUCGAAGCGAAGGAAAAAUUUCUCAAGAAUUUAAGGCGUGAUUUUCCCCGUGAGCUGGUACCGGUGGUGCUAGCACCACUCUUGUAUCCAGGCGACGGGGAAAUUCCGCAAACAGCAAUAGAAUUAAACAUGGCUUCCAAUCCGAUGGGAUUUCCCUUUCAGGAUGGAAAUGCUUUGGUGGAGAUGAUUAUGGAACUUGGAUAUGGGUUCACGAGUAGCGUUGAUGAAUGCCGUUCUGCCCUUGCUGGGCUGGGGGCCCGAGAAAUUACACCGACCGCAGCUGCUCGGGUCCUAUCCCUCAUGGCCCGUACAUGUUCCGGUCUUGAUGAUGCUGGUGGUUUACAAUCAUUCUGGGGAGGUUCCAGUGGUAAUCAAGAUUCCAGUAAAGAAAAAUCUUCUGACGGCAAUACACCUACUACAUGGAACGUCGAAGUCUUCAUUCAGACUCUAAAAGAUCUUCAAUCCACUUUGUCGUGGAAUGAGAUCAUAGUUAAACUUGACCAUGCUGAUUUUAUAAUCAAGGACAGACAAGGCUUGAACCUGCUGAUAACAGGUCUGCGUCUAGGUCUUCAGCAUCUAGGAUAUCCUCUGGAUAUGUUCCCUGUUGAGUUAUUUUACCGACAUUGGGAUAAUGUAGAGGGUCAAUUCUCAUUGGUGCAGCAAGUUUUGAAAAACCCGGACAUAUUUUGUUUCGCUGAUUACCCAUACCAUUCGGUAACCGUUGAUGUUCUCAAAGCUGCACCAGAAGGUGACAGCAAAGAAGCCGGAACUUGGCGAUCAUUGAAUGUAGUGGAACUUCUACUUCACAUGGCUGAACGAGGUCUAUAUGGUGCAGUUCAGGAAAUAUUCAAAUGGCCCAUCCAACAUUGUCCGGAUGUUCUCGUCCUGGCUCUACUACAGAUCAAUCCCCCAAUUACGAUACUCCGGCAGGAGUUGCUCAGCACUUUGAUGCCGAUUUUCCUUGGGAAUCAUCCGAAUUCUGCAGUCAUUUUACACCAUGCUUGGCAUGCCAACAAUGUUACAAUCAAGCCGAUAAUAAUGCACGCUAUGGCCGAUUGGUAUUUACGUGGGGAAUAUGAUCAAACGAGGCUGUCACGAAUCCUAGAUGUGGCUCAGGAUUUAAAGGCUCUUUCAAUGCUUCUGAACGCCCAAUCUUUUCCUUUUGUUAUCGAUUUAGCCUGUUUAGCCUCGCGAAGAGAAUAUCUAAAACUGGAAAAGUGGCUUACAGAUAAAAUUAGAGAUCAUGGAGAAUUGUUUGUUGCUGCUUGUGUAAAAUUCCUACAACGAAGAUGUCCACAUGUUAUGGGGCCUGCUAUAAAAGAAGAUCCGUCAACUCCGAAGGCUACUCAACUUCCUCAGGAAACACUCAAUACCAUUCUUGCUUGCCUGCAAGUCUGCGCUGGAAGCGUGUCUCAAGAGUGUUCUGAUGCAAUUAUGACAAUGGUUCAGAACUGUAAUCUAAUGCUUAGUAAAGCAAGCCUAAGCAGACCACCUCCUGUCAUUAGACACAGAGGGCUCGAAACAUUCAAUCCUGCUACUUUGGGAGGACAGCUCUUUUCUUCAUCGCAAGUUGAUCCAUUGGGAAAUCUCAGCUCAAGUUUAGCUUCUAUGGGCUUAAGCUCUAGUUUGGGACCUCCUAGCAGUUCUGCUUUCAAUCUUCCUGGGGCCCUUGGUCCUUUGGUUUCUGCACCUGGUUCGCCCUCACGUUUAAUGGGUCCGUCACCCAGCCCAUUUCCAUUGAUGCCAAUUUCCGCCCAGCUUCACGCAGGGCCUGUUGGAACGCAAGGACCAUCAGUUGUACCAGGUGGCACAACGAUAGGAGGAUUAAGUCGUCUUGGUCCACCAAGUGGUAUUGAAAAGGCUAGAUUGCCAGAAACUUCGAACUUGUUUCCUGAUAUGUCACAAAAUGUGUCUAAAGAAAUCGAAGACGAAGCGAACAGCUAUUUUCAACGCAUAUACAAUCACCCUCCACAUCCCACAUUGUCGAUUGACGAAGUGCUUGAAAUGUUGAAAAAAUUUCAAGAUUCCGGUAGCAAAAGGGAGCGUGAGGUGUUCAACUGCAUGUUGCGCAAUUUGUUUGAAGAGUACCGUUUCUUUCCGCAAUAUCCUGAUAAGGAAUUGCACAUAACAGCUCAAUUGUUUGGAGGUAUCAUUGAGAGAGGACUUGUCAACACUUAUGUCGCCUUGGGUUUGGCGCUACGCUGUGUUCUUGAUGCUUUGAGGAAACCUGAGGCCAGUAAAAUGUAUUACUUUGGAAUUGCCGCGUUGGACCGUUUCAAAAGUCGGCUAAAAGAGUAUCAAAAGUAUUGCGAACAUGUCAGGGCUAUUCAACACUUUAGUGAAUUCCCGCCACAUCUUAUCGAGUAUGUCGAAUAUGGUCUCCAGGGACAAGAACCUCCCACCAGACCUCAGGGUCAAGUACUUCCAAAGUCAAUAGCUGCCAUGCUAGCACCGGCUACUAUUCCUUACAAAACUAUCACUACAACAACUGUUACAACAACGACUACCCAAGCCAAGCCAUCCACGACUCCCACUACGUCGCUCUCUGCCAGGCCAUCAAUUGCAAAUGCAACCAACAUAGACACAUUGCUUGUUGCUACGGAUAAGGAGGAGAAGAUUACAGCACCACCGGAAAGUUUGCAAGACAAGACUGCAUUCAUCUUCAAUAAUCUGAGUCAGCUUAAUCUGCAACAGAAAUGCGAUGAAAUCCGGGAGAUAGUUACCGAAGAAUACUGGCCAUGGAUGGCUCAGUAUUUAGUUAUGAAACGUGCCAGCAUUGAAUUGAAUUUCCACGCCCUUUAUUCCAACUUUCUUGACUGUCUUAAGGUACCUGAUGUCAAUAAAAUGGUCACUAGAGAAACUUUCAGAAACAUCAAGGUAUUGCUCCGAAGUGACAAAGGAAUAGCGAAUUUUUCUGACCGUUCUCUAUUGAAGAACUUGGGUCAUUGGCUGGGGAUGCUGACAUUAGGAAGAAACAAUCCAAUUUUCCAUAUUGAUAUAGAUUUGAAAAGCUUACUCGUCGAGGCGUAUCACAAAGGUCAACAAGAACUUUUGUAUGUUGUGCCAUUCGUAGCUAAAGUAUUGGAAAGCUGUGCAAAAAGCCGUGUCUUUCGUCCACCCAAUCCCUGGACUAUGGCAAUAAUGAAUGUUUUGGCUGAGCUACAUCAGGAGCCUGAUCUAAAACUGAAUCUGAAAUUUGAAAUUGAGGUGCUCUGCAAGAACCUGAGUAUUGAUGUAUCCGAAUUGAAGCCAGCCAUCUAUUUAAAAGAUCCCGAAAAACUGAGAAACUUGGAAUACCAAUUAUCCCACCCUAACAAGAAACCAGAAGUCGCUGCUAAUCCGCAGCCGCCACAGCCUCCUGCUGAGGAACUUGUCAGGCCAACAACUACUGGAACUAUAGUCUCACAACAGGCACCCCCUGUAAAUACAACACCUUCAUUGCCAACCAGUCCGCCCGAACCACGCUUCAAUUACAUGGAUAUAUCCGUGACUGGUAUUGCUUCACAGCACAUCACUAUCAACAACCAGCUACCACUUUUCCAAGCACACCCGCAACUCAAACAAUUUGUGCGAUCCGCCGUUGAACGAGCUAUCCAAGAGUGGAUUCACCCUGUCGUAGAUAGAUCAAUAAAAAUAGCAUUGACGACAAGUGAACAAAUUGUCAGAAAAGAUUUUGCACUUGACCCAGAAGAGAUCAGGAUGCGUACUGCUGCUCGUCAUAUGGUGCGCAAUCUCACUGCUGGAAUGGCCAUGAUAACGUGCCGAGAACAGGUACUCACUUCAAUCAGUACAAACCUGAAGCAAUCAUUUGUUGCUGCACUGAUGGGAACUACUCCACAACAAAAGGAGCUAGCUGAACAAGCAGCGAGUAUAGUGGCUGCUGAUAACAUGGAACUUGCGUGCGCAUUUGUACAGAAAACAGCGAUUGAAAAAGCUAUUCCUGAGAUGGAUAAGCGACUACUAAAUGAAAUAGAACUACGUAAGAUUGCUAGACAAGAAGGACGGAGAUACUGUGAUCCCUUAGCUAAAUAUCAGGCAGAGAGAAUGCCUGAGCAAAUAAGACUUAAAGUCGGAGGUGUGACUCCGCAACAAAUGGCUGUUUAUGAGGAAUUCGCAAGGAACAUUCCAGGGUUUCUACCUCUUUCCGAACGUGACACUCAAGCUCUCUUUAUGCCUAAGCCGGUAACUGAACCUGCUGCCACAGCAUUUGCGGCAAAUCCAGCAGUUGCAGUUGCUACACCUCAGCAAGUUGCAGCAUAUGCAGCUGCCGUCAACAAUGACGAAGUUGGUGCCAUGUUAGAAAAACUUGCCACAGAAGUAGAUCUACUUUUGGCAGCUAUGGGUCCAGGUGUUCCGCCACCACAACACGCCGCACUACAUGCACUUCUCGAUUCUAUCAUACUUACCAGAAGAUCCAGGGACACUGGUGCUGCUUUGGCACUAUUGAAAAAGGCUGUAGAAGGAUUGCUAGAUGGUCCCACCAUUUCAACUGGUGUUAAUGACGGAGAAAUAAUGCUGAGAUACAGGGAAUUACAUCUUCGUAUCCUUAAGUGCCUUCAAGAUCCACGAGCUUAUGGUAUGCAGUGGACAAACAAACACGUAACUCGAUGUUUAACGGAAUGCAGGGAAGAGUUUCGCUACAAUUUCGAAGCUGUCGAUUAUCUGAUAAGAUCUCACUUGUUGAACCUACCGCAAUUUGAUUAUGCUUUGGCCCAGGCAAUGGAUGCGGGUGCUGCCAUGGCUACUGCGUUUGCUAUGCAACUAGUGCAGCUCUACCUAAUUGAUGAGAGACUAACUACUCAUGUUACGGAAUCUGACUUAUUCCAUACAAUUGAAAUUCUAGCUAGAAUGGCACAUCAUCGAGCACCACCUGAAGGGAUUUCAUUAUUCAGGCUUACUAGUUUGAUAGAAUCAUUACGGGCUAAUCAUGAUCCAGCUGUACUGGCAGACAGAGCCCCAGCUGGACCAACUGCCCAUAUUCACUCUGGGAUUCUCCAGGUGAGAACUCGAGAUUUCGACGAUCCUCCUGGACUGAUGGAAAAGACCGAAUACUUGUUACGUGAAUGGGUAUCCAUGCACCACAAUCCAACGCACGCCCGUGACCCAACAAAGGCAUUCGGAAUGUUUGUCCACCAGAUGAAUAUUCACGGAAUAUUAAAAACCGACGAUCUCAUAACGCGAUUCUUCAAGCUGAGUACACAAAUGUGCGUCGAUCUCUGCUACAGAGCAUUGGGUGAACCAAAUGCUGCUCCUUCUGUGGUGCGUGCGAAGUGCUUCCAUACAUUGGAUGCCUUUGUUCGUCUUGUUGCACUUUUGGUGAAGCAUUCAGGGGACACUGCAAAUACCCACACUAAAAUCAACCUCCUGAACAAAGUUUUGGGCAUCGUCGCUGGUGUUCUUUUGCAAGAUCAUGAAAUGCGAGGAACGGACUUUCAACAGCUACCUUAUCAUCGAAUAUUUGUUAUGCUAUUCCUUGAGCUGUGUGCUCCCGAACCUGUACUUGAGGCCGUUAAUUACCAAGUACUGACCGCUUUCUGCCACACCCUGCACAUAUUACGUCCAGCAAAGGCCUCGGGCUUUUGUUACGCCUGGUUAGAGCUCGUUUCGCACCGAGUAUUUAUCGGCCGUAUGCUCGCUAUUACUCCCCAACAAAAAUGCUGGGGCAUGUACGCUCAGUUACUCAUUGAUCUCUUCAAGUAUCUCGCACCAUAUCUGCGCAAUGCCGAGCUAGCAAAGCCAGUAACUCUCUUAUACAAGGGAACGCUGCGGGUAUUGUUGGUCUUACUACAUGACUUCCCAGAAUUUUUAUGCGACUAUCAUUACGGAUUCUGUGAUGUGAUACCCCCAAAUUGUAUUCAAAUGAGAAAUCUCAUUCUGAGUGCUUUUCCGAGAAAUAUGCGCCUCCCCGAUCCUUUUACCCCGAAUUUGAAAGUCGACAUGCUGCAAGAAAUCGCUCAUGCGCCAAGAGUUCUAUCGAACUUUGCCUCUAUGAUCCAACCGCUUAGUUUCAAAAAAGAAUUGGAUUCAUACUUGAAAGCAAGAGCACCUGUUACUUUCCUCUCAGAACUUCGCAGUAACUUGCAGGUUUCACAGGAGGCUGGAAUGCGCUACAAUAUUCAAUUGAUGAAUGCCCUUGUUCUGUAUGUCGGGACACAGGCCAUAGUAUUCAUUCGUCACAAAGGACACACUCCCAACAUGUCAACGAUUGCUCAUGCCGCACACAUGGAUAUAUUCCAAAAUCUGGCUGUUGAUCUUGACACGGAAGGGCGCUACUUAUUCCUAAAUGCAAUUGCAAAUCAGUUGCGAUAUCCCAACAGUCAUACGCAUUACUUCAGUUGUACCUUGUUGUACCUAUUCGCCGAAGCUAACACUGAAGCUAUUCAAGAACAAAUAACAAGAGUCCUUCUUGAAAGGCUGAUUGUCAACAGACCACAUCCCUGGGGACUUCUCAUUACUUUUAUCGAACUCAUUAAAAAUCCUACCUACAACUUCUGGAAGCAUGAGUUUGUCCACUGUGCACCAGAAAUCGAAAAAUUAUUCGAAUCAGUGGCUCGGUCAUGUAUGGUACAGAAACAAGUCCAGCCACCUCCAGAACCGGAGAUCCCAGAGUGAUAAAACGUUUUAUACUUCAAAAUAUCGAUUUGUGUACAGUAAAUUGGUAAAUAAGAAUCGCGUGUAAAAAGUUGUUGAUCUACGAAUAGAUGUACUAUAAUAAUAACUUGGGCUUAACGUAUAAUGAUUUCCUUGGUGAAGAAUGAUAAAUAAUCUUAUAGUGACUGUAAUAAUAACAAUAAUAAUAAUAACAACAAUAAUAAUAAUUAAAAAAUAGUGUAAGUGAAGUAACAAGUAAUUAAAAUGUUAAUAUUUUAAUAAACUCAUAUAUUGCAUCGAUGAAGAUGCAAUGAACAAUUCAGCUAUAGAAAAAAUUUUUUUUUGAUUGAUUGUUGAAAAGAAGGCUUGGUUGAUAUCAAUCGCAUUAUGAAUAUUAAAUAAUACAAUGCAGCGUAUAAUCAUGAAAUGGAAAAUAGCUGAAAUGUGUAAUAAUGGUGUUCAGUAGUAUAAAAUAUAAGGAGUUUUUUUUCAUUAGCACAUAAUGGACUGACCAAUGAACUGAAAAAGUUUCAAACUAAAUGGUGCAAAGUUAUAUACUUAACUAAGUG
Molecule: messenger RNA, 8154 nt
Organism: Diprion similis
Lineage: Eukaryota; Metazoa; Arthropoda; Insecta; Hymenoptera; Diprionidae
Gene: Not1
Product: CCR4-NOT transcription complex subunit 1
Exons: 19
Coding region: 392-7606 (2404 amino acids)
Biological process (GO): nuclear-transcribed mRNA catabolic process, deadenylation-dependent decay
Cellular component (GO): CCR4-NOT core complex; P-body
Molecular function (GO): molecular adaptor activity
Source: RefSeq, a predicted model, not a curated record